UUUCGCUGGUUGAGCAUCGCCACAGCUAUAUAAACAGUGAGUAGUUUUCCCUCAGGAUAUUCGAGUUGGAGCUUCCGAGCCAGUUAGUUCGGUGACAGGCAAGACAAGCUCGAUCAUGAUUGGACAAUCCAGUAUCCUCGUGGUGUUUUGCGUGAUCGUCGGAAGUCUGGCCAAGCCACCGCCGACGUUCCUCGAGUACAAGGACAGCCUGGGUCAAUACAGCUUCGGCUACAGUGCGCCUGGAUCGGCGAGAUCGGAGGUCCGAUCGAUCGACGGCUCGACCCGCGGCUCCUACAGCUAUGUUGACGUGUUCGGAAACAUCCAAACUGCCCAGUACACUGCGGACGGGGAGAACGGAUUCCAAAUCACUGCGACGAACUUGCCUCGGGCGCCGAGGCCUGUCGAAGACACGCCUGAAGUAGCAGCGGCAAGGCUCGAUCAUUUUAAGGCUCUAGAAGCUGCCUCUAAACUGGCCGACGAAAACUCUCAACAAAAUGAACUGAAAUCGACUGCUGAUGUGGCCAGGUCUUCGCAUUCAAAUGAUAUCGAUAAAGCUGGAGACAAUGAGAAGAAACCGAUCAUUCGAGCACCGGCGAACGGUGCAAUGAGCCCCGAAGCCUCGAAGAGGAGUGGCUCGGACGAGGGCUCGAUUAAGAUUUCCUUGGCAGCGAACCAAAACCAAGCUGAGGCAGCGAAGGGCCUGGAACAGCCCAAUCUCGAGGGACCAAAUCCGAAGGACCAACUUGAGGAAAAGUCAGCUAUGAUUUCGGGUCGCUCGGAGAUUCCGGUGGUGACAACAUCCUUCGUGGUCCCGGGCAGUCUGAACCUCCAUACGAGGAUACAGCUGGACCAAUCUAGUGGAGCAGCCGGACGGAUUGGCCCUCAAUCUUCAUCGUUCAACGGCCUCGAGGCGUCGAUAUCUCAAGAUGCAAAUUCGGGUCCUUCCGGUUCUACGCCAGCAGGCACGAGGAUGAUGGCAUUAAGCAGUAACAGCCCGUCUGAAAUAUCCGGUGGAUUGUCACCCGCGAAUUCUGCAUCGACAAAAUCGAUUGAGAACAUGAAUCAGUCGGAAGAACCCUCGCAAGCAUUCGCGCCCGGUGCGUUACCGGCCCCGAACGCUUUUGUGUACGGAAUCGGUUUCAACCCAAUUUACCGUCAAUACACUCCUUAUCACUACAUUCCUUACGCGAUCCUCUGAAGCGUUGAGUCAUCGUAUUUUUCGUACGAAAGUUGCUCCUUUCGUACUUCAAAUCGUAUAUCCAUUAGUCGUCGACCCAAUGAUUCAUUGUACUGGAAAAAAUAAACCGAAUAUCGGAAAGCGCUUGAGCUUGUUAUUGAAAAACGUUGCGACAGAUAAUUGUGUCCGAAAAGCCUUGCGGCCGAUUGAUUCCAGUCGCUGACGAUAAGUAUUAUAAUCAUGAGUUUAUCAUUUUAUUCUUAUUUGAAAAACAAUGUUAAUCCGGUGAACAAUGGAACUCAAGUUUCAAUGCAUCAAUGAUAAUAAUAAGAUUAUAAUAGUACUUU
Venturia canescens is the source of this 1524-nucleotide messenger RNA. RefSeq lists its product as uncharacterized. Gene Ontology annotation, molecular function: structural constituent of chitin-based larval cuticle. Gene Ontology annotation, cellular component: chitin-based extracellular matrix. The record is from RefSeq and is a predicted model, not a curated record. Bases 116 to 1198 code for a protein of 360 amino acids. NCBI's taxonomy places the organism in Eukaryota, Metazoa, Arthropoda, Insecta, Hymenoptera, Ichneumonidae. The transcript has 4 exons.